This is a messenger RNA of Suillus paluster, 461 nucleotides long. RefSeq lists its product as uncharacterized. Lineage: Eukaryota; Fungi; Basidiomycota; Agaricomycetes; Boletales; Suillaceae. The transcript is spliced from 2 exons. The record is from RefSeq and is a predicted model, not a curated record. Bases 128 to 436 code for a protein of 102 amino acids.
UCACCUCAAGUUACCCGGGGUCGCAGCUAUCAUUUAAGAGCCAUUCACCCUCUAUGGUGCACGGAAGAAUGGAUUCAAUAGCGAGGGAGCUGGACGCAGUGAGUAUAUCUAUGGUGGGUCUCCCGUCAUGAGCACAAUCGAUCGUCAUGCUCAUUUCGCCUCUAUUGCCUGCAUUUUCCUCGUCCAAAUUCUCGGGCUAUCAACUCGUUCAGGCGCUACCUCUGUUGUGACCGCGCCACACGAUACUGUUGCAUAUGUCCGCUUUAUUUCUUGUCGUUUUGGCUUGCUGCCCAAUAUCUCCUCGCUCGUUUCUUGUCGAUCCAGUGAGUAUUGCCAGUCGUGUCCGUCGUCAUGCCGGUCCGAUUUAGCGUCGAAGAAUACUCAACCUAUGCUCAAGUUUAGUCUUGUCGCUCCUAAAAGGAAGAAUGAACCGUGAUCACUUGACGAGCGCGAGUCUACAU